GGGAAAGAGGCCAAAAGCAGUAACAAAUCUAAUCAGUUAGCAUACACAGACACAUUUUUGCUUGAAAUUGAGAUUAAAAGUCUUCAAGAGCGUAGUCAGAAAGAAGAAUUAGACAAGAAUCUUUCUGCUCAUUUCACACAGCUUAAGGAGGAGUUCGAACGUAUCAAGAAAGCGAAAGAAGAGUUUGUUGAGGAGCAUCCUGAGAAGAAAGCUGAAAUAUAUAAACAUUUGAGUGCACCAUCUGCACAGGCACAAGCUGCACUCGCCAGACGGAGAGAUGAGAAGCCCCAGAAGCCAAAGCAGCUACUAGACAAGAAGGGUAUGCCAAUUAAUCCAACAAAAAGUGUAUAUUACGAUCCAGUGUACAAUCCUACAGGUGUUGCUCCGCCGGGGAUGCCAUACGCUGAGAAGGAGAGCGAUGAGAGUGAAGAAGAUGAUGAUAUACCGAUGCCGUCUGCGCUCAGACCAGAUGAUACAAACGAUAGCGUAGAUGAGGAUAGUGAUUUAGAUGAUAUACCAAUGCCAGCAGAUCCCCCACCUUCAACGCGUCAGCCUGUGAGCGCAAGUAAGGUCGCAGCGGGACCAAAGAUAACCCAGACGGCGGAAAUUACUGAGGCGGAUAAAAAGCAAGCAGCUGCAAGUGCUACUAUUAGCUCAGCUCCCCAGCUGCGUGACCUUCAAAAAGAGAGCGCCAUAAUGAUGCCUGCUCAACUACUGAGGAAGAAGAAGUAGGAUGUACCCAAUGUGUAAAGAUAUA
Messenger RNA from Wallemia mellicola CBS 633.66, 757 nucleotides. RefSeq lists its product as hypothetical. The transcript has a single exon. Lineage: Eukaryota; Fungi; Basidiomycota; Wallemiomycetes; Wallemiales; Wallemiaceae. Gene Ontology annotation, biological process: RNA processing. The record is from RefSeq and is a predicted model, not a curated record. The annotation marks the transcript as partial.